Molecule: messenger RNA, 3239 nt
Organism: Choloepus didactylus (southern two-toed sloth)
Lineage: Eukaryota; Metazoa; Chordata; Mammalia; Pilosa; Megalonychidae
Gene: SALL4
Product: spalt like transcription factor 4
Exons: 4
Coding region: 66-3239 (1057 amino acids)
Biological process (GO): regulation of transcription by RNA polymerase II
Cellular component (GO): nucleus
Molecular function (GO): DNA-binding transcription factor activity, RNA polymerase II-specific; RNA polymerase II cis-regulatory region sequence-specific DNA binding
Source: RefSeq, a predicted model, not a curated record
CUCCAGGAAUUUGUGGUGGAGAGGGCAAAUAACCGCGGCUCUCCCGGCGCCCCGAUGCUCGCACCAUGUCGAGGCGCAAGCAGGCGAAACCCCAGCACAUCAACUCCGAGGAGGACCAGGGCGAGCAGCAGCCGCAGCAGCCGAACUCGGAGUUUGCAGAUGCGGCCCCAGCGGCGCCGGCGGCGGGGGAGCCGGGUGCUCCAAUGAACCCCCUGGGGAACAACGACGAAGCAGAUGGGGACGAAGCAACUGCCAAGCGGCUUCGUCGAGAGGAGACACACGUCUGUGAGAAAUGCUGUGCGGAGUUCUUUAACAUCUCUGAAUUCUUGGAACACAGGAAAAAUUGCACUAAAAAUCCACCCGUUCUCAUCAUGAAUGACAGCGAGGGGCCGGUGCCUUCAGAAGACUUCUCCGGAUCUGUGCUGAGCCAUCAGCCACAUAGCCCAAGCCGCAAGGACAGUCACAUGGAGAAUGGGGGCAGCUCAGGGGACCUGAAAGAGAAGCCGGGCACCGAGUCUGUGGUGUUCCUGAAGGCAGAGACCGCCUUGCCGCCCACACCCCAGGACAUAAGCUAUACACCCAAAGGCAAAGUCGCCAACACUAAUGUGACUUUACAAGCACUACGGGGCACCAAGGUGGCGGUGAAUCAGCGGAGCGCGGAUGCUUUGCCAGCCCCCUUGCCUGGUGCCAGCAGCCUCCCGUGGGUCCUCGAGCAGAUCCUGUGUCUGCAGCAGCAGCAGCUACAGCAGAUCCAGCUCACGGAGCAGAUCCGCCUGCAGGUGAACAUGUGGGCCUCCCACGCCCUGCACUCAGGUGUGGCGGGAGCUGACACUCUGAAGACAUUAGGCAGCCACGUGUCCCAGCAGGUGUCUGCUGCCGUGGCUUUGCUCAGCCAGAAAGCUGGAAGCCAGGGUCUGUCUCUGGAUUCCUUGAAACAAGCCAAGCUACCUCACACAAACAUCCCUUCCACCUCCAGCUCUGUGUCCCCGGGGCUGACGCCCUUCGCCCUGAAGCCAGACGGGACAAGGGUGCUCCCGAACGUCGUGUCGCGCCUCCCGGGGGCCCUGCUGCCUCAGGCUCCAGGCUCUGUGCUAUUCCAGAGCCCCUUCUCCUCUGCAGCAUUAGACCCAUCCAAGAAACUGAAGGGGAAGCCCCCGAACAUCUCCGCAGUGGAUGUCAAACCCAAAGACGAGGCCAUUCUCUACAAGCACAAGUGUAAGUACUGUAGCAAGGUUUUUGGGACUGAUAGCUCCUUGCAGAUCCAUCUCCGCUCCCACACUGGAGAGAGACCCUACGUGUGCUCAGUCUGUGGCCACCGUUUCACCACCAAGGGCAACCUCAAGGUGCACUUUCAUCGACAUCCCCAGGUGAAGGCAAACCCCCAGCUGUUUGCCGAGUUCCAGGAUAAAAUGGCGGCAGGCAACGGCCUCCCCUUUGCACUGUCUCUACCUGUACCUGUAGAUGAAUCGAGUGUCUCCUUAGACAGCAAAACUGUCCUGGUAACAGGGACCCCCUCUGUAGGGCUACCUCAGAAUUUCUCUUCAGGGACUAAUCCCAAGGACCUCAUGGGUGGCCCCUUGCCCAGUGACCUGCCACCUGGGCCCUCCCCAGAAGGUGAGGGUGGAGCCACACUACCUGGGGUGGGGCCAAAUCAUAGUUCUCCAAGGGUUGGUGGCUUCCAAGGGAGCGGGACCCCCGAGCCAGGGUCAGAGACUCUGAAAUUGCAGCAGCUGGUGGAGAACAUUGACAAGUCCACCACUGACCCCAAUGAAUGUCUCAUCUGCCACCGUGUCCUAAGCUGCCAAAGCUCCCUCAAAAUGCAUUACCGCACCCACACCGGGGAGAGACCCUUCCAGUGCAAAAUCUGUGGCCGUGCCUUCUCCACCAAAGGCAAUCUGAAAACGCAUCUCGGGGUUCACCGAACCAGCACAUCGAUAAAGAUGCAGCAUUCUUGCCCUAUCUGCCAGAAGAAGUUCACGAAUGCCGUCAUGUUGCAACAGCAUAUUCGAAUGCACAUGGGUGGUCAGAUUCCUAACACCCCUCUUCCGGAGAGUCCCUGUGACUUUACGGGUACGGAGCCAAUUAUGGUUGGGGAGAAUGGCAGCAGAAGUGCCAUUUGCCAUGACAAUGUCGUCGAAAGCAUUGACGUAGACGAAGUCAGCUGCCGGGGUGCCCCUGGUAGCUCCUCGAAGGUCCCCACAUCUCUUCCUAGCAUCCACUCGGCGUCGCCAUCUCUGGGGUUCGCCCUGAUGGCGUCCCUGGAGGCCCCCGGGAAAGCGGAGCACGCCCCUCCUGGCCUGCAGCGGCAGAGCAGCCGGGAAAACGGGUCAGUGGAGAGCGACGGCUUGACCAACGACUCGUCCUCCGGGAUGGGAGAUCAGGACUAUCAAGGCAGAAGUCCGGAAGCCCUGGAAACCAUGUCCUUCCAGGCGCUCUCUCCCGCCAAUAGCCAAGCAGAAAGCAUCAAGUCCAAGUCCCCUGAGGCUGGAGGCAAAGCAGAGAGCGCCGAAAACAGCCGCCUCGAGACGGAAGGUCGGAGCAGUCUCCCGCCAACGUUUAUCCGCACGCAACCAACCUACAUCAAAGUGGAAUUUCCUGGCACGUUCGUUGGACCCUCAGCCCUGUCCCCAGGCAUGACCCCUUUGCUAGCAGCCCAGCCUCGUCGGCAGGCCAAGCAACACGGCUGCAUCCGCUGCGGGAAGAACUUCUCGUCCGCGAGUGCGCUGCAGAUUCACGAGCGGACUCACACCGGAGAGAAGCCUUUUGUGUGCAACAUAUGUGCGCGAGCUUUCACCACCAAAGGCAACUUGAAGGUCCACUAUAUGACACACGGGGCAAACAAUAACUCGGCACGCCGGGGCAGGAAGCUGGCCAUCGAGAACACCAUAGCUCUGUUGGGCUCAGAUGGAAAGAGGGUCUCCGAAAUGUUUCCCAGGGACGUCCUGGCGCCUUCGGCACCCGUGGACCCCGUGGCGUGGAACCAGUACACCGCCAUGCUCAACGGCGGCCUGGCCGUGAAGACUAACGAGAUCUCGGUGAUCCAGGGUGGCGGUGGCGGCAUCCCUCCCCUCCCGGUGUCCCUGGGGGCCAGCUCCGUCGUGAGUAAUGCCACCGUCUCCAAAAUGGAUGGCUCCCAGGCAGGUGUCAGUGCUGACGUGGAAAAGCCAGGUGCCUCCGAUGGUGUUCGCAAACACCAGUUCCCCCACUUCCUGGAAGAAAACAAGAUUGCCGUCAGCUAA